This is a messenger RNA of Centropristis striata (black sea bass), 2157 nucleotides long. RefSeq names its product transmembrane 4 L six family member 5 (gene tm4sf5). Lineage: Eukaryota; Metazoa; Chordata; Actinopteri; Perciformes; Serranidae. The transcript has 5 exons. The record is from RefSeq and is a predicted model, not a curated record. The coding region runs from base 354 to 956 and encodes 200 amino acids. Gene Ontology annotation, cellular component: membrane.
ACACACACACACACACACACACACACACACACACACACCUCAUUUCUGUGCUCUUUGCUCACGUUUGUAUUUUGUCUUUGACAUUGGAGGGGAAGUAGGUGUUUUUUUAUAUUUUCUCUGAGUCCUUGUAGAGACUCACAGGUUGACAUCAGAUUGCAGGCGGCCUCACCGACCAACACUCGGCCUUUGUUCCCUCUCUGCUUCCUGUCUGACUGUCACUGUGUGUUUGACUUUCAGAGGAACAGCAGAACUUCUCCUCGCUGACUGUCGCCUGCUUUCUUUCACUGAUUCGCCUGCUCUUCCCUGAGAGGAAAAGGUUCUCAAAGCAGCAAAUAAGGAAAAGAAAAGCCACUAUGUGCUGUACGGGGAAGUGUGCCCGCCUGGUGGGCCUGAUCCUGCUGCCGUCCGCCUUCAUCUGCAUGAUCUCCAACCUGCUGCUGUUCUUCCCCGACGGCAACAGCCUCGACAACGACCAGAUCUCGCUGCAGGUCUGGCUGAUGGGGGGGCUGAUCGGAGGAGGCCUCUUUAUGCUGUGUCCGAGCUGCUCCGCUAUCAGGGCCGGGGGCAAGGGUUGCUGCGGGAACGGUUGCUGUGGCAACCGUUGCCGGAUGCUGAACUCUGUGUUCUCGUCUGCGUUCGGCGUGGUCGGAGCCAUCUACUGCACCAGCGUGGCCUCGGCCGGGCUCGCCAUCGGGCCCAAGUGUCAGCUGGGAGACGGGAAAUGGGAUUAUCCCUUUGAGGACACUGUUAACGGCAGCUACCUGACCAACCAGACCAUGUGGUCAACAUGUGCCUACCCCGACAACGCCGUGAUGUGGCACGUGGUGCUCUUCUCCAUCCUGCUGGCCAUGGGGAUGGUGCAGCUGGUGCUCUGCGGCAUCCAGGUCAUCAACGGCUGCCUGGGAUGCAUCUGUGGGGACUGUAGAGAUAGGAAAGAGGAUGAAGGCGGAUUGUGAACGUGAACAACAUCUCCUGGAUGUAACCCUCCGUCACAACAACCAGGAGGCAUUUCAUUUUGUUAAUAUUCAGGAAUAUCUCUAUGUGAAAUAAGCUCAGUUUUUCUUUUUUGUGUCACACCAAGUCACAAGAGUCUUAGAUUACUCCAUUACUGUAUGACUUUUAUUCUCAGUCAUGUGUAUUGUCUGACCUGUUUCUAGAUGAAUUACUUAAUUAAUUUCUGUUAAGACUCAACAGUGAACAUAUGUGGAUGAAAGUGUAAUUGUACAUAAUUAUUUGUUUUAUGUGUCUGGGUUAACCCUUUGAUGCACAACAUGGGUCAAAAAUGACCCGCAUUCAUAUCCCAUGUUAUUUAAUGCUGCUGUGUGUUUCUGUGCUCUAUCUUUUGAUAUCAACUUAUUCCAUGAUUGAAUAUUCCAAGUAUUCUUUAAAUAUCUUGUUUUUGAUAACAACUGAUCAUUAUUUCCAUUUUGCCUCUCAUACUUUAUGAAGAAAAUCAGUUUUUGUGUUAUUACAUAGCUAACUACUUGGAUAAGUAGCUUGCUAAGCUAACUAUUUAGCCAAGAACUUAGCUAAGUAGUUAGCUUAGCAAGCAACUAGCUAACUACUUAGCCAAGAAGUUAGCUAAGUAGUUAGCUUCGCAAGCUACUUAGCUUAAUACUUAGCCAAGAAGUUAGCUAAGUAGUUAGCUUAGCAAGCUACUUUAGCUAAAAAUGUGUAUGGGUCAUUUUUCACCCAUGUAAUGCAUUAGAAGAGUAGUGACACAAAAAUGGACUUUAUUGGAAAAUGAAUAAAAGGAAACAUAAAAUUAGGACGUAUGAUGAUCAAAAACAAACUAAUUGAGGAAAACCUGGAAUACUGAAUGAUGAAAAUAAUUUAUUGCAAAGAUAUAGAAGAUAGAAACUCAUACAUAUCGGGUCACUUUAGACCAUGUUGUGCAUCAAAGGAUUAAAUAUACUGUAUAUCAGGUGAAUGUGACAACACAAAAAGCUGGUGAAUUAAAAUAUUUACAGUAUAUUAAACAAUUUGCUUUGUUUUUUUAAUGAUUGGAUUCAUGCAUAAUUGUUGAAAUGCCUCACUAGGGUUCUAUCUCUGUGACGACCAACAUUAAAAUCAGUUUUUAUGUGAACUUUGACGUUUUUUCUUGCGUCACUGAUAUUUACGGAAACUUGUGCACCGACUGCGUUACUCACUAACUCU